This is a messenger RNA of Triplophysa rosa, 4307 nucleotides long. It is a transcript of the gene cfi, whose product is annotated as complement factor I. NCBI's taxonomy places the organism in Eukaryota, Metazoa, Chordata, Actinopteri, Cypriniformes, Nemacheilidae. Gene Ontology annotation, biological process: proteolysis. The record is from RefSeq and is a predicted model, not a curated record. The transcript is spliced from 13 exons. The coding region runs from base 2258 to 4237 and encodes 659 amino acids. Gene Ontology annotation, molecular function: protein binding; serine-type endopeptidase activity. Gene Ontology annotation, cellular component: membrane.
CACAGAAGUGCAGCAGUAAUUUAAAGGAGAAGCUCUGAUCAGCAUGUUUGUGUGUUUGCAGUGAGAAGAGAAUCCGUUAUGAUCAUUAUCUGAUUCCCUUCACUCUCUAUGAGUUGGGCUUACUGUCCAAACAACAGGGCGAUUACAUCAAAGCCACGCGAUACAUCGAAGAUGCCAAGUUAAAUUAUAAAGAUUAUUCCAUGGAGUCUCGACUUCAUUUCCGCAUUCACGCAGCUCUCAGCAGUCUGAAGAAUUCUCCCGCAAACUCGCCGUGAUGACGUGAGCACAUUCAUACGCGUGACACGAUGAGCUGAUCAUCACCGAUGACGCAGGAGAGCGCAGAAUGACAAGCACACAUCCUAACAGAACCAAACACCAAAGCAUCACAUGUGCUGUAGCCACUCACAGAAACAAGAGAGGAUUUCAUUUCAAACCAAACUCACUGUCCACAUUACCAUCUUCAUAUAGUACCUUAAACCUGACAAGACUUUCUUCUUGUUCUUUUAAACAUGGACGCCACCAAUCACACGGCUGAAACCCUCCCCGAUCUCCAAUCACAAAACAGCUGCUUUAAUGAAUGUAACCUUUUCCUUUCAAAGACCAAAUGUGUGUUUCUGUCAGCCGUGUGCGUGCGUGUGUUGAAGAGUUUGUUUUAUAGACUUUUGUUGCAUGCCUUUACACGUGAUGUUUACUGUUGUCUGGACUCGCAGCAGGUUUUUUACUAUCUAUAGUUCAAAGAUUAUUACAAAGCUGAUGUUUGAUUUGAUUAAAGUUGACAUUUAUUUGUGCUUUAAACAAUCCAAGAAGUUCAUUUGAAAGCAAUAAUGACCAGCCAGUAAUCAUGCUGUUAGUAGAGUUUUAUCAAUGCUGGUUUAUUUUACUGUAUUGAUUUUGAGGGUUGAUCAUAUGUACAGUAUUUAGUGCAUGAGGCUGUUUUUUCAUAUAUAUAUAUGUAUGUGUGUGUGUGUUCUUAUUUUCUUUGAAUUAUUACCAAAUACUUCAUUUAAUAAUCAAAUAUUUACCCAAACUGUUGGAAAGUGUAUGAAGUUCUGAGGUUCAGAAAUGAACCGCGUGUGUGCUUCAGGAGAUUCUUUUUGUUAUUUGAAGUAAACUUUCGUUUUUUUAUUCAGUAUUCACUACGACAAUAGAUCUAUAGGUUCUGUAAGAUGUUAACAGCUAAACGCAGGUUUAAAAUGAUUCAGACGGAGAAAUAAUGACUGAAAUAUAUUUAUGACAGAACAUGAAGAUAAAAUAAGUUUCACGUUUAAAAUGUUAUUAACAUGUAUAUUCCCACAAUAAAAUGAAAAAGUUAAAUCCUCACGUGUUUAUACAGUUUCAUCACUUCUGCUUUUCAUAUGACUACAUAAACGAUCAUAAUACAGAUGACACAAUUGUGAAAUCAUUUUAACAUAAAAACGAGCAGUUUGACAGAAAUGACCAGAAGUUAAUACUUCAUCAUAACUUUAAUAAAUCAUUAAUAAACAUCAGAUUUAAAUGUGGAUGAAACACUGUAAGAGAGUUUGUUCAUGUCGAAGACUUCCGUUCAGUCGCGAGGUCAAUAACAUCAAGUCAAGUUAAUGAUUUCAUCAACUCAAUCGUGUUUUAUUUACUGUUGUACUGAACCUGCUGAAGUUCAUCCACAUGAAACAUUUGAAGAAAUUCACGUGUUUCUUACGUUAAAGUGUACACCGUGUAGAACUUCUGAAGGUUCACCAAUGACAUGAGAAUGUAAAAUCCCUUUAGUUCCAAUUUAAAACAAAACAAUACAAUAACGCAGACACGAACACAUUAGAAUAAAAGAAUACAACACUAAAAUGAGAACCCUAAAGACAAGACACAAGUAUUGGACAAAAACAAGUGAUUGUAGAGAGCCUACAGAUCAGAACAACACACGAGAUAUUGAGUCAAGAGAUAAGAAAUAAACCAACAACAGACCUGCCUGCCUGCUGAAUCAUUGUGACGUAUUGACUUAUUCAUUCAGCGUCAAAUAUAAGAACAGUUAAAUCAUGCAAAAACAGAUGAUUGUGGUGGAGAGCCGAUGAAAACUUGUGUAGUUUAUUAUCACUGGACACACACUCAGUGUCUUUGAAGCACACAGCUGGAACACAACACAACAGUGAUGUUGACACACAGAUGUUUGACCUCUCUGAUCUGAUCUGUGGUCAGCAGUUCAUCAUUUCUCGCUCUCUCUCUCUCUCUGAAAAACUCUCUGAGAAAGCUGAGAUCACAGGAGUUAAAUCAGCAGAAGGACUGCAGAAUGAAGCUCAGCACUCGACUUCUCCUCACAGCUUUUCUCCUGAAGACUGCCAGUCUGGAGAACCCACCAAAUCAAGAGUCGCCUCCUCAGACACAGUCCGAUUCAAACCUUCAACAAAAACCCCUGUUACCAAAGAAACCACCUUUAGUACCUGUGCAACAGCCAAACCCGUCACGUGUCCCACAGCCAGCAACAACAAAACCCAGCAUUGACACCACACCUUCAAACGUCAAGCCUACACCAAAGUCAAACACAACCGACACAGACCCCAAACCUGAGGAGGGAUUCCUGGACCUGGCUCAGUGUCUGAAGAAGAAAUACACUCGCUUGUCAUGUGCUAAAGUCUUCUGUCCUCCGUGGAUGAGAUGUGUGUCGGGUGAUUGUGUGUGUAAGAUUCCUUACAAGUGUCCCAAGCUGCAGACCAAUGUGUGUGGACUGGACGGCUCAUCUUAUACCUCCAUGUGUCAGGCUCGAGCCAUCUCCUGUCGAUCUAAACAAGCCAUAUUCUCUCACUUCAAACCUCUCUGUCAGGAGAAGGAUCACAUGAGAGUAACACUGAAGGUCUCUGGGUCUCGUGAGGUGGUGGAGAUGAACACUGAGAUGGGAAAGAUGUUGGUUUGUGGGGGACUCUGGGAUAUGGCCGCAGCCAACGUCAUCUGUCAAAACACAAACCCCAAAGGAGCAGAGAAAGGAACUAAAGUGACAUACGACUCUCUGGUGAAAACCGUAAGCUGGCCGUCUCAGUGUGUGAACGUUCGGUGCACUGGAUCUGAGCUCUCAUUGGCUGAAUGUUCCAUCCAUAAACCCAAACCACUGAACGGCACUUCGGAGGUGGCCGUAGCGAACUGUUAUAAAGAACCUGCAGGUGAAUGUAAGAAGUUCCCAUGUGUGAAUGGAAAGUGUGUCGAUCAUAGCAGAACCUGUAACGGAGUGGACGACUGCGGUGAUAACAGCGAUGAGAUGUGCUGUCAACGUUGUCGAGGAGAUGCGUUUCGCUGUAGUUCAGGCGUGUGUAUUCCUCAGCAUGCGGUGAGAGAUCAAAUCAGAGAUUGUCUGGGAGGAGAAGAUGAAUCAGAGGAACUGUCCGUGCCGAAAAAACAACAGACAACAGACGACUUGCUUUCUGAUCCAAAGUCAGAGAUCAGAAGCAUCCGGACGGCGGCAGAGGGUCAGCUGCAGUGUGGUAUUCCUAACAUGGAUUAUGUGGACAGAACAGAAGACACCGCACCUCACCAGAGGAAGAAGCGUUUAGUGGGAGGAGAAGAGACCUUACCGACUCAGAUCCAGUGGCAGGUGGCCGUACAGGACGAGGGGACCAUCCACUGUGGGGGGGUUUAUUUGGGUGGAUGUUGGGUUUUGACCGCCGCCCACUGCGUCAGGCCCAAACCGAAAUCCUUCCGCAUCAAAAUCUCUCUGUGGCAGAAACAUCGCAGGCUGUCCACGACAGACAGUGUUCCAGUGAAAAAGAUCAUCAUUCAUCAUCAGUAUAACGCUCGGACGUAUGAGAACGACAUCGCUCUGAUGCAGCUGGAGCCGUUAAAUCUGGAGGAGAAAUGUAUGCAUGAUAAUCCUGCCGUCCGCUCCGUCUGCGUGCCCUGGUCGACAGAACUGUUCCAACCCAACGACACCUGCACCAUCUCCGGCUGGGGACGAAACAGAGAGGGUGUGUCCGCAUCGGUUCUUAAAUGGGCAAACGUGAGCAUCAUUAGUGACUGUGAGAAGUAUUACAAAAACCGCUUUCUCCCUGGGAUGGAGUGUGCAGGUGAUCUGGAGGGGAAAGUGGACUCGUGUCAGGGGGACUCGGGCGGGCCGCUGGUGUGUAAAGACGCGUCUGGUGUGUCAUAUGUCUGGGGUAUCGUGAGCUGGGGUGAUAAAUGCGGUGAAGCCAAUCAUCCCGGUGUUUACACUAAAGUGGCUCAUUAUUUCGAAUGGAUCCGCUUCCAGACGGGCUGGCCGGCGGUUACCAAAUAUAACCAGUAAACAUCACAAUAUUACUGCACAUUAGAUCAGUGUUUAUGAACACCAAUAAAACUGAGAUGAACCUUUGUCA